UCCAUGAAAAGAGAAUGUCAUAGAAGAAAUUUGCUCUUUAGGCCCCUCUUGUUGCUCCAAGCCCCCAAAAAUCCCAAAAUACCCCUCAUUUUUGGUCAGGAUAGUUUGGGUGAUACAAUCCGAAAUACAAUAAACCCAGAAAACUCUUAUAUUCCUUUUGUAGAAACCAAAAACGCUUACAUUCCUUUCCUAGAAUCCAAAAUCAGGUCUUACAACACUAAACUCAGAAAUUCUCUUAUAUUCUUUCGUAGAAUACAAAAACUUUUAUAUUCAUUUUGUAGAAUCGAAAAACUCUUACAUUUGUUUUGUAGAAUCCGAAAUAAGCCUGCUGCAAUUGGUUGUUUCUAUUGUUGUGAAAGAAAGAAAAAACCUAAAUUGCGGAAUCUAGGAUCCAAAAUUAUUGUUGUUCUCAAGCUAUGCUCCAAAAGGGUAAUUUUGUCAGUUUGAAGGGUCUGGAAGCAAUAUAGGGGGGCCUAAAAAGCAAUUUUCUACAAUCGUAGUGCCGGCAACCGGCAACCGGAUAGGGCUCACCGAGAACGAACCCUAUAAGCUAAUUGGAUUUUCGAGUUUGAAGGUUAUUACUACAGAUCAGUUUUUGUAAAAGAUAAAGGCAAGUACUAAGGUGCGGCUUAAACAAUGGGAUCUAACUCAAUGAAGGAUUAUCUAAAAAAAUAUGUUAGUAACCCUCAAGAAGACAAGAAAAAGAAGAAAAAGAAGAGGAAAACUCUACCACAAGCAUCUGGAUUGUUAGUCGUUGAUGAAGAUCCAGCCUGGCAGAAACCCGUGGAUCUCGGAGAAGAAAAUGUUGAGAACUCAUCCGAUGAGGAGAAACCGGUAGUUGACGAAGACAUUGAAGUAAAGCGUAUGAAACGGCUUGAGCAGCUGAAGGCCAGGCGUUCUUAUCAUGAUAUAUCCGAGGAUGGAAGUGGUUGGAUUCCACUUUCUUCUAAGUCUGAGAAUCUUGGUGACUCAAAUGAUAUGUCUCCACCACGUAAGCAGAGGGUUCGAAAUGACACUCCUUCACCAGAACCUGAAUUAAAUCAUUCCACUUCUAACAAAACGGGUGCUGAUUUAUCCCCUUCGCGUCGGCAGUUGAAACGCAAAGACACUCCAUCACCUGAACGUAACUCACAACCUGCACAUUCAGAGGAACUGAAUUCUGAUUUAUCUCCUCCUCGUAAACAUAGAGAUCAGAUAGCUCGUGAACCAAGGUUGUCUAAAUCAAAAUUUGAAGAUAGUGAUAGAUCACCUCCUCGACGGCAACAUAUGGAAGAUCUUUCUCCACCUAGACGAGGUCGUCAUGAUUCUCCCUCUCAAGAUACUUUUCAUGGAACUGUGUCAUCUGACCUUUCACCCCCGAGGAAACGCCAGCAUAGUGUUGCAAGAUCGAGUUUAUCUGAUGUUUCUCGUCAUUCGCAUCCAUCUUUCGAUCAUGACCUAUCUCCACCAAGGAAGAAAUCGAAGGAGCUAUCCAUUGCAGGAUCUGUUAAUGAAAGAAAGACGGGUUUGAUUUCUGGUAAGGAUAUCAGAGAAGAGAUUGACAAAAAGAAGAAGGAGGAUUUGCUGAGACUUAAACAGAUGGACCCUGUCAUCAGUGGGCGUGGCGCUGAACCUGUAUUUCGUGAUAACAAAGGAGCACGCAUUACCAAAGAGGAAUACGUAAACUCAAAACAGAAAGUAGAAGAAAAGCCCAAGGAGAUUCAAAUAGAAUGGGGCAAAGGCUUGGCUCAAAAGCGAGAAGCUGAGGCAAGGCAAAAGGAACUAGAGGUUCAGAAGGAAAAACCUUUUGCUCGGACCAGAGAUGAUCCUGAACUUGACAAGUCACUGAAGGAGAGGAUAAGAUGGGGUGAUCCUAUGGCCCAUCUAGUAAAGAAAAAAUAUCCAGAGCCUGUUCUGCCGAACUUGGGGGAUAGUGAUAAAAUGAGGGAAUCUGGUUUUGUUGUUCCUCAAGAGAUACCAAGUCAUAGCUGGUUGAAGAGAGGUUUAGAUGCCGCUCCAAAUCGGUAUGGGAUACGGCCGGGACGACAUUGGGAUGGUGUUGAUCGUAGUAACGGGUUCGAGAAGGCAUUGUUUAAGAGGAUGAAUGAGAGACAAGCUACAGACAAAGAGGCUUAUCUUUGGUCUGUCUCUGAUAUGUAAAACUUACAUUAUAUUGUAACAACAUUCAAACAAAGUAUGGUUGAUCUGGCAUAUUUUCCAAGUGUACUCAGGGGGCUAUUUGGGAGGCAUGUUUGUAAAGAUGUUAAUAUGAUGUUUUCAUGUUAAUUAUGGAAAAUGAUGAGCCAUAGUUUUCUUCAUUGUUCUAAUCCUGCAGAAAAAUGAGGAAAUUUUUUGUCAA
Molecule: messenger RNA, 2338 nt
Organism: Trifolium pratense (red clover)
Lineage: Eukaryota; Viridiplantae; Streptophyta; Magnoliopsida; Fabales; Fabaceae
Product: BUD13 homolog
Exons: 10
Coding region: 637-2139 (500 amino acids)
Biological process (GO): mRNA splicing, via spliceosome
Cellular component (GO): RES complex; U2-type spliceosomal complex
Molecular function (GO): RNA binding
Source: RefSeq, a predicted model, not a curated record